UAACGGUGGCAAUCGCGAUUGCGUGGCCGCAAUAAAAGUUUCAAUUAGCUUCUGGACUUUUCCAAGCUGUCUGUAGGUCUGUUACAAGCUCGUGACUGGAUAUUAUAUGAAAGUUCUUGCUACAGGAUGUACGUUUUCAUUUCUGAUUGGAUAUUAUCAGCAGGCGAUAACAAGAUCUGUAUCAUGGAGCACUUUCCCACCUGGCUCGUCACAUAACUUGUUUUUGCGGAAAUCAUUUAUGUAUGUCAUUAUACCGUGUGAAAAGUAACCUGGAUCACAACCUGUAUCUCUCCGAAGCACACUUUACGGGACAGCAGUGACACUAUCUUGUUUAUUAUUUUCUUAAUUGGUUUCGGGAGAACGAAAGCAGCGGAAUUCAAAGUUAAUGAUCAGUAGGAUUUCUAGUGGAUCACUUGUGAAAUUGGGUCUUUUUCACUUUAAUCUAAGGAACCACACUUAAUCUUGUAUAGCGUCUUUUGCUCUUGAAUGUCACAAAUUUAGGAUCCAUAUUAUUUUCAUUGUUUGAUGUGAAAUUGUAACCAGCUUUUGGCGCAAACCUUACAAACUUGGCGUGUGAUCCCGCGGCUGAGUUAAGGGAAUAGUUCCUGUGGAUUACGCGCGUAAUCUAAAUUCUUCUCUUAUCGUUUGUUCAUGAAUUAGUGAAAGAAGCAUCAUGGAUGAGUCCGGGAAUUUCUCGCAAUUCAAGGAUAUUGUCAAUAUAAUGGAGAACGACUGCAGGAAUUUCGAAAUACUGCACGACAUAUUCCGUAACACGAACUACACGGGGAAUCCGGAGCCCGUACCGACAUGGGAGAUUUACGUGAAGUGUAUUUUUUAUGCUUUAAUCCUCGGAACAGCUUUCUUUGGAAAUCUCAGUGUGUUGGUGAUUGUGACGAUGAACAGGAACAUGCGGAGCACAACGAAUAUCUUCAUUGCUAACUUGGCAAUUGGGGACAUGUUCAUUGCCGUCUGUCCCAUGUGGGUGAAACUUGUGGAGAGUAUUACUAUGCGGUGGCCUUUCGGCGAAUUCAUCUGCAAACUAUGGCCGUUUCUACAAGUGACCUCGAUGUGCGGUAGUGUCUUCACCCUCACGGCAAUUGCAUGCGAUCGCUUCUUUGCUGUGGUAUUCCCCCUGAAAUCCCGCGCCACCAAACGGAACGUUUUCGUCAUCAUCGCCGUCAUAUGGGUCCUGUCAUUGGCGAUUGGAAUUCCUGAGGCAUUCGCCUACAACAUGGUCGACAGACAAUGGAACGACUACCACGAGAUAUUCUGCUACGAAUCCUGGGUUUAUUUCUCCUGUAAUAUGUCCAAGCGUACACUUUACCCAAAGAUCUACUGGACAUUUGUCUGUGCGGUGACGAACUGGUUGCCCAUGAUAAUUAUGACCGCUGUAUAUAUCUCCAUAGCUAUAAUCAUGUAUAGACGUAAUCGCAUCGUUCCAAAUUCAAAUUCAUACGGAAAUGUACAGCAACGUUCAAUGAGAAAGGUUCUGCGAAUGCUGUUUAUAGUUCUGAUGGCGUUCAUUGUGUGCUGGGUUCCAUUUCAAAUCAACGUCGUCUAUGCCCACUACCGGCCUUCUUACCAGACACAGUUACCAUCGUGGUUCAGACCAGUUCAGUUUGGCUCCAUCUUACUAACGCAUCUGAACAGCGCCCUGAACCCAGUCAUUUAUGCCGGCCUAAACGAAAGCUUUCGAAAGGGAUUCGUCUACGUGUUCGUCUGUUGGAAACGGAAGUAUUAUUAUGAUAGAUUUGUGCAGCAGUGCGGACGAUCACAAGGGGACAGCAGGGUGUAUAUGACAACGUAUCACAACGGACAAACACAUUUCACAGCCAUUGGCGUCGGAAACGGUAGCCUCGUUCGAGGUUCACGACGACGAUGAUAGUUGGCGUGGCGAGUUGUCGUAAUGGAUCACGUGGUCAGUUAUACCCUCAAUUUGUACAGAACGUCAACAUAUCAUCGGUUCGCGACCGGAGGAGAGAAAGUGAUGACGUCACGACUCCCGAAAUCAACUUAUAGGUUCAUGUUAUUAAGGGCAUCGCGUAAAUGAUGCUAAUUUGCAUGUAUGCCAUCGGCUUGUUUUGGUUGAUUGGGAUUUCUUGACGUCAUUACUUUCCCCUUUUGGUUUGUAGGACCACUUAUUUCGUUAAUAUUUGGUAAAAAGGGAUAUGCGGACAAUCCUUAUCAUCUCAUGAUAGUUGUGUUGUGAGGAUUACGAGUUCCGGAGAAAAAACCUUUUGGAAUUUAGGCAUCCCGGACAGCGCCUCGGUGGUCAGUUGGACUCUCCCGACGGCUGGGCGCUCGAUUAGUUCUUCGUCGGAACCAGUUUAUAGUCUACCAGUCUACCAGUCUACAAUGGCCAAAUACCUCAGAGCGCAGACGACAGUGCCUUGUUGUGCUACUUUCAUUGAUCAAUGCAAAUGUAUUAACAAAUGACACUGAUGGUUUAUAAAGUUUGUCAAUUCCAUUAUCUGAUUUGUACAUUAGUUGAUAAGACGUUAAGACACGGUCAGCAGAAGAUGUCCAAGCAUCAUCUCGGUCACACUACAAGGGGAUUAGCAACAUAAUGGUGUCGCUACUAAUGAGAUCCGAUAGCCCAGUACCUAUGGCAAAGAUCUUUUAUACGAAAUGUAUCAAAGAUGUUAGAAAGACCAUUACUUUUACUUGCCCUUUACCGGUUAAGGCCUGCGACCACACUGAAAUAGUUUCAUGGGGUCGGUGUUAUCAAGAUUUCCCCUUGUGACCCUUUGAUAUGUAAAACCAUACAUAUUGUCAAACAAUGGGCUUUGUUUUAAAAGACAAUAGAUCAACCGUAUAUUACGCUGGGCCUGAAUUCCUUUGACUGCGAGGUCAGAGGGAAAAUAACGUCAUGACUGCUGACUGACCAAUGAUGUUAAGCAUCAUUGCUAUGACAUAUCACUGUCAUUGCGUUCUUAUAAACCACUAACAACCUUGAAAAAUACUAGGACAAUCGCGUUCAUGAUAGAUACAAUUGAACACGCACUUCAGCCAUGGCGAUAUUUUGCAGGCGUGCUGAUAUACCCAAAUGAUAAUAAUUCUCUUCUCAGACCGUCACUGUAGCUAAUCCCCCUGUAGCAAAUGUCCCUGGAUGCUGUCAGAAGUAUACUUAGCAGUAUGACUAUAGAAACAGAAUAGGAUUGGUUUCAUACACAAAAGGAGAACGGAUUCACGACAUCUCUUGGACAUGAUGGAGUUAUCAGCAAGGUUUCGCAAAUCUCACGAGUUACGAAUUACGAAUUGAGACCAUGUUCAGAUUCCCCAAACCUUAAAGUUAACGUACAUGUACAACGCCGACCUAUUAAACGUGCAACGAUCUGUUAAAGCGUUCUGCAUAGGGUCUGAGGUAGA
Messenger RNA from Lineus longissimus, 3369 nucleotides. Its product is annotated as trissin receptor-like. Bases 674 to 1882 code for a protein of 402 amino acids. The transcript is spliced from 5 exons. Gene Ontology annotation, biological process: G protein-coupled receptor signaling pathway. Gene Ontology annotation, cellular component: plasma membrane. NCBI's taxonomy places the organism in Eukaryota, Metazoa, Nemertea, Pilidiophora, Heteronemertea, Lineidae. Gene Ontology annotation, molecular function: neuropeptide Y receptor activity. The record is from RefSeq and is a predicted model, not a curated record.